This is a messenger RNA of Prunus mume (Japanese apricot), 2382 nucleotides long. Its product is annotated as Pentatricopeptide repeat (PPR) superfamily protein. NCBI's taxonomy places the organism in Eukaryota, Viridiplantae, Streptophyta, Magnoliopsida, Rosales, Rosaceae. The record is from RefSeq and is a predicted model, not a curated record. Gene Ontology annotation, molecular function: protein binding.
UCCCCACUCGCCACUCUCCUCGUCAGUCUGUCACCGUCUUAUUACAUGGUUGGUCUGUUGGUUCGCUAAGCAUUUGUAUCUGCUGACUCCGUUUCACUUUCAUGGCGUUUCAUGGUGCUUUGCAUUCGCUGCGAUCUCUCAGCAGGGCGCCCAGGUACCCUUUGUCUUACCUUGUUCGUUCACCAAUUCCAUCCUCUCUCUUUUCAACCCUUUACGCUCAAUCAAAUUCAUUGCACGAUGAACAUCGGAUCAAGAACCAAUCUACUCUUGACGAAAGUUUUGUUCUUGAUCAACUCUCUAAUCUGCUGCCAAUUUGCCGUAGUAAUAGUUCAACUGCAACCCUAUUUGAACCCAGUAAUUCGGAUAAGCAGAUAGAAAUUAGGGCCGUUGAUGGAUUUUUAUUGCCCGACGAGAAAUUACGUGGGGUUUUUCUUCAGAAAUUGAGGGGUACGGCUGCAAUUGAGCAUGCUUUAGACAAUGGUGGUGUGGAUUUGAGUGUUGAUGUUGUUGCACAAGUAGUGAAUAGAGGGGGUUUAGGUGCAGAAGCAAUGCUUGUAUUUUUUAAUUGGGCGAUUAGGAAGCCCACCAUAGCUAAAAAUAUCGAAACUUUCCAUAUAAUCCUCAAAGCAUUAGGCAGAAGAAAGUUCUUUACACAUAUGAUGCAAAUUUUGCAUCACAUGAGGGCCCAAGGUAUAAGACCCAAUUUAGAGACCAUAUCGAUUGUAAUGGAUAGUUUCGUGAGGGCUCAACAUGUGUCUAAGGCAAUCCAAAUGUUCCGAAACUUGGAAGAAAUUGGUUUGGAGUGUGAUACUGAAUCUUUGAAUUUGCUUUUGCAAUGUCUUUGUCAGAGAUCCCAUGUUGGUGCUGCAAAUUCGUUUCUGAAUUCAGUCAAGGGGAAGAUACAAUUCAAUGGUAAUACAUAUAAUAUUAUUAUUGGAGGGUGGUCAAGACAUGGCAGAGUUAGUGAAAUCGAGAGGAUUUUGGAAGCAAUGGUAGCAGAUGGAUUUAGUGCUGAUAGUUCAACUUUCAGUUUCAUUCUUGAGGGUUUAGGGAGAGCUGGUCAUAUUGAUGAUGCUGUUGAGAUUUUUGAUAGCAUGAAGGGGAAAGGUUGCAUGCCAGACACCAGAGUUUAUAAUGCUAUGAUUUCUAACUUUAUCUCUGUUAGAAAUUUUGACGAAUGUGUGAGAUACUAUAAGGGUAUGUCGAGUAAUAGCUGCAAUCCAAAUAUUGAUACUUAUACCAAAUUGAUUGCUGCUUUCCUUAAAGCCCGAAAAGUAGCUGAUGCACUCGAAAUGUUUGAUGAGAUGUUAGGUCGAGGACUUGUUCCCACUACAGGGACAAUAACCUCCUUUAUUGAACCCUUGUGUAGCUAUGGUCCACCCUAUGCUGCUAUGAUGAUCUACAAGAAAGCAAGAAAGGUUGGAUGCAGAAUAUCACUGAGUGCUUAUAAGCUAUUGCUUAUGCGACUUUCUAGGUUUGGUAAAUGUGGAAUGUUGCUAAACAUUUGGGAAGAUAUGCAGGAAUGUGGAUAUGCUUCAGAUAAGGAAGUUUAUGAUUAUGUAAUUAACGGACUUUGCAACAUAGGGCACCUUGAAAAUGCUGUACUUGUCAUGGAAGAGUCUUUGCAGAAAGGCUUUUGCCCAAGUAGGCUCGUUUAUAGCAAACUAAACAACAAACUACUUGCUUCAAAUAAAGUAGAGAGGGCUUAUAAGCUAUUUUUAAAGAUUAAACAUGCUCGUCGUUAUGACAAUGCACAGAGAUUUUGGCGUUCUAAGGGAUGGCAUUUCUGAAUUGACAUCUCAGCGGUGGCACGUAAAGAUGUGUUGUGUGCCCUUUGUUUUCCCUCCUACAGCAAGUUAUGGACUUACCCACUGGAAGAGUGUUCUCACUGGCAGAUCCACCAAGGGGAAAAAGGGGUCUAUUGACUCCCUGGUUUAAUUUGCGUCCCACAGAUUUGAGGUGUCUGCCCCUGCGGUUCUUGCUUUUGUUCCCUAAGAGGUGUUGGACAAAAUGCCUGAAAGAGGGAGAAUGAAUGAUAGGCGACUUCACUUAACCCCCAUGAGGACUGAGAGCUUCUUCAUCUUGCCUCAUGAGGAAAAUUUCCAGGAUCCCUUCUGGCUGUUCUAAUGAACAUUAUCAGACAGUGGGUGUCAAAGUGGCUAAAGAAAACUCAUUAGUGGAGUUAAAUUCCUUUUUCAAUGAUAUCAGUAUUUGCUGAAGGGUAACCAAGAAUAUGGUUACUGUAUUACAGAGUUUUGACCAUAAUGAGGAAACUAUUCAUUCUAUGGCUCAAAGUAAAGGAUUUAGACGAGUGAUAUAUCAGAUAUUGAAGUUGAAGUUUGAUUGUUUCAGACAGAAAGAGACCUCAAAGUGUCCUUGAUG